Fragaria vesca subsp. vesca is the source of this 780-nucleotide messenger RNA. Its product is annotated as probable F-box protein At5g04010-like. Gene Ontology annotation, biological process: gibberellic acid mediated signaling pathway; SCF-dependent proteasomal ubiquitin-dependent protein catabolic process. The transcript has a single exon. The record is from RefSeq and is a predicted model, not a curated record. Gene Ontology annotation, cellular component: SCF ubiquitin ligase complex. Lineage: Eukaryota; Viridiplantae; Streptophyta; Magnoliopsida; Rosales; Rosaceae. Gene Ontology annotation, molecular function: protein binding. The coding region runs from base 1 to 780 and encodes 259 amino acids.
AUGUCGAUGAUUCCUCCGCUUUCAAAAAGAAGCUCGACGACGAAGCUUCCAUGGCAAGUGCUUGACCUUGUUUCUAAUCAUCUGGACCCUAAAACCCUAGCCACAGCCUGUUGCGUCUCCAAGACAUGGUUCACUUGCAUUUCCUCCGACCAUAUUUGGCAGCCCAUUUGCACCACCCAUUUCCCUUCUCUCUCUUGUAACCUCAAGCUCAUCAACCCCGCCCUUCCCUACUACCGCCUCUAUGCCAUGGCCUCCACCGCCGCCAAACGCCGCUCCCGGACCCCCUCCAAACCCUCCCUCGCCCUCCACGACCUCAUCCUCACCGUCAACGUCUUCAGCCACAACAAAGCUGUCUUCAGUCUUGAAAAACCCGGGGACGAGCUAGUCAUGGAUAAUGGUGUUUUCAAGUUCGAUAUUGACGUCGAUAACUAUGAGGUUGAAGCUGCGGCGUCGGAGUCGGUGAGUGUUACGUGGAAUGUGGUGUUGAAAGGGUGGAGAGGGGUAUUUAAUAUGAUGGAAUCACGCAAAGGGAAGAGAGGGGUCGACGACUGGUGGUUCUCGGAGGAGCUGCCUUUGCCGGGGUGUUGCUCGAGCCUCGUCGACAGUGGUGUGGUGGCGGAGUUGAGGUUGGUGUUUACUGAAGAAUCUAAAACGGGUGGAAACAAUCUUGAUCGUGUUGGGCGGAUUAACAAAGUCAGCGUGGGGAUGUUCAGCACAGCAAAGUUGAGAUAUGUCGGGGUCGAUGAUGGUUUCAGAUACUUGCAACACUUCCUUUGUUAG